Molecule: messenger RNA, 1152 nt
Organism: Saccostrea echinata
Lineage: Eukaryota; Metazoa; Mollusca; Bivalvia; Ostreida; Ostreidae
Product: dehydrogenase/reductase SDR family member on chromosome X-like
Exons: 7
Coding region: 5-1009 (334 amino acids)
Source: RefSeq, a predicted model, not a curated record
CAAAAUGGCGCUGUCCAUAGUAAUUGGAAUUUGUUACAUCUUUUGGUCCUUUUUAAAGGUUUACAUUUUCGGUUUUCUGGCAUUGGUGCGUCAGUUACUACAGAGACAUAAAAUUCCAGAGUUGCAGUUGAGAACUGGAAAAAUUGCCCUGGUGACUGGUGGUACAAGUGGUAUUGGGUUUCAUGUCUCACUGGGUCUGGUGUCCAAAAACAUCCAUGUGAUCAUGGGUGGUCACAACACUGAAAAAGGGAAAGAGGCCAUCAGGAAAAUUAGAGAAGAAUUUCCUAAUGCUAAAGUGGACUUUAUGCAUUUAAAUCUGGCCUCCUUUAAAUCUAUACAGGAUUUUGUUGAAAAUGUAAAGGCAAGAUGCUCCAGCAUCCAUAUACUGGUGAAUAAUGCUGGUGUAAUGUUUGCACCAUAUGAAGAGACUACUGACAGUCUAGAAAGCCAUUUCCAAAUAAAUUAUUUAGGACACCUAUAUCUCACACAGUCUCUAAUGGACAUUUUAAAGAAUUCUGGUACAGAUGAAUUCUAUAGUCGUAUCAUUAACCUCUCAUCAGUAGUCCAUAAUGUGGGAUCACUAAAUCUACUUAACUUUGGAAGAAGGUAUUCACAUUGGUGGGAAUAUUCACCUCAUGCAGCUUAUUCAGAUUCCAAGCUUUACAUAGCCCUCUCCUCCUGGGGUCUCAGUGAACAACUAAAACAAGAAAAUUCCAAGGUGACGGUCAACACCCUGCAUCCUGGCAUUGUUAAUACAGCUCUCUACAGACAUGUCCACUGGUCCAUCAAGUGGCUUCUGGAUAUUGUUGCUAGGUUCACUUAUUUGCCACCACCAGAGGGAGCUGAUACUAUACUUUAUCUGGCCUUAUCACCAGAUGUGGAGAGAGAGACUGGAAUUUAUUAUGAUAAUUGUCAAGAACAGAAAACAUGUCAGAUGUCAUACAGUGAUGAUAUCAUCAAUCAAAUGCAGGAUAUUUCAAAUGAUACCAUACAGGACAAAAGUCAGUGAAGAAGAAAGAAAAAGGUCAUCGGGUAUAAUUGUGUGAAACUUUGAAAAUGAUGUUGAGUUGAUUUCCCAGAUAUACAUGCAUGUAUUUGUGCCAAUUAUUUGUUUGAUUGUUAGAUUCUUUGAUAAUAAAAGCAAAACAAAAA